Messenger RNA from Cyanistes caeruleus (blue tit), 3001 nucleotides. NCBI's taxonomy places the organism in Eukaryota, Metazoa, Chordata, Aves, Passeriformes, Paridae. The record is from RefSeq and is a predicted model, not a curated record.
CGCGUUUCCCUUUUUCCAGGCGCAGAGGAAGGGCUGAGCCAGCAGCGCCAGCCCGGCCUUCCUUAUCCGGGAGAUUCCAGAGGGGUGGGAAAGGACUUUGGGAUAUUCCAUCCCAUCCCUGCAGCAUUUCCAUUUCCCCAUUCCCAGAAUCCAUGGGCACCCAUCCAUUAAUCCCUCACUUUCCCCAUUCCCAAUAUCCAUGGGCACCCAUCCAUCAAUCCCUCUCUUCCCGCAUUCCCAGAUUCCAUGGCUGCCCAUCCAUUAAUCCCUCUCUUCCCCCAUUCCCAGAAUCCAUGGGCACCCAUCCAUCAAUCUCUCACUUCCCCCAUUCCCAGAUUCCAUGGGCACCCAUCCAUCAAUCCCUCACUUCCCCCAUUCCCAGCCAUCCGCGGGUGCCCAUCCAUUAACCCCCUGCCUUUCCCGUUCCCAGGAGGCCGGAGCAGCAGGAUGCCGUUCUCCUGACCCCGAUCCCGGCAGGAUGUCGGGCCCACGCGGCCCCGGCGAGCAGUGGCCGGCGCUGGAGUCGGUGGGGCUGAGCCGCAAGGAGCUGGCGCUGGCCGAGGCGCUGCAGAUGGAAUACGACGCCUUAUCCCGGCUCCGCCAGGACAAGGAGGAGAGCCGGGCCAGGAAGGAGCAGCUCCGGGAGCAUUCCCUCAUCUCCUGGGAUGACCCCGUGGACAGGAACGGCUGCGCCGGCAUCAAAGCGGCGCGGGGGCUCUCGGGGACUUCCAGGGACACCGCGGUGCCAGCAGCAAAGGCGUCUUGGAGCCCUGAGCCCAUCCCUGGAGCCCUGAGCCCAUUCCUGGCAUCCCGAGCCCAUUCCCAUCCUCUCUGCUGCAGGAUCUGCUUCCCGGUCCAGGUGAACCGGCUGCCCCGGGAGACCCUGCUCAGUGUCACCCUCUUCGCCGUGCCCGUGCCACCCCCGGGCGGCUCCUCCGACGCCAACAAGCAGCGGCGGGUCCCCGAGGCCCUGGGCUGGGUCACCACCCCCCUCUUCAACUUCAGGCAGGUCCUGACCUGCGGGCGGAAGCUCCUGGGCUUGUGGCCGGCGACUCAGGACAACUCCAGGGCCAGGUCGAGCGCCCCAAACUUCAACCAGCCCGACAGUGUCAUCCUGCAGAUCGACUUCCCCACCUCAGCCUUCGAGGUGAAGUUCACCAACCCGCCCGCGGCCGAGUUCAGCCCCAGGUACGAGUUCGGCAGCCUGGGGGAGGAGGACCAGCGCCAGCUACGGGAGGCCAUGCAGAAAAAAUCACUUUAUUGGCUGACGGACGCGGACCGGCAGCGGCUGUGGGAGAAGCGCUGCCACUGCCACGCGUCCCCCGGCGCCCUGCCCAUGCUGCUGGCCAGUGCCCCCAGCUGGGACUGGGGCUGCCUGCCCGACAUCUACGCCCUGCUCAGCCACUGGACCUCCAUGAGCCACCAGGACGCCCUGGGGCUGCUGCACGCCACGUUCCCGGACCAGGAGGUGAGGAGGACGGCCGUGCAGUGGAUUGACUCCAUCUCGGACACGGAGCUGCUGGAUUACCUGCCCCAGCUGGUCCAGGCCCUGAAGUACGAGUGCUACCUGGACAGCCCCCUGGUGCGCUUCCUCAUGAAGAGAGCCAUUUGUGACCUGAAGAUCACCCACUACUUCUUCUGGCUGCUGAAGGACGGCCUCAAGGACUCGCAGUUCAGCAUCCGGUACCAGUACCUGCUGGCAGCGCUGCUGUGCUGCUGCGGGAAGGGGCUGCGGGAGGAGUUUGACCGGCAGUGCCUGUUGGUCAGCACGCUGGCCAGGCUGGCGCAGCAGGUCCGGGACGCCGCCCCAUCCGCCCGCCAGGUGGGUACCGGGAGGGGGGCAGGGGGUGCUGGGUGUCAGCCCCGUGACUGCUCCUACUUCAACUCCAACGCCGUCCCAUUGAAGCUCUCCUUCCAGAACGUGGAUCCGCUCGGGGAGAACAUCCGCGUCAUCUUCAAGUGUGGCGAUGACCUGCGGCAGGACAUGCUGACGCUGCAGAUGAUCCGCAUCAUGAACAAGAUCUGGGUGCAGGAGGGGCUGGACAUGCGCAUGGUCAUCUUCCGCUGCUUCUCCACCGGCCGCGGGAGAGGCAUGGUGGAGAUGAUCCCCAACGCCGAGACCCUGCGGAAGAUCCAGGUGGAGCACGGCGUGACCGGCUCCUUCAAGGACCGGCCGCUGGCAGACUGGCUGCAGAAACACAACCCCAAAGAGGAUGAGUAUGAGAAGGCCGUGGAAAACUUCAUCUACUCCUGCGCCGGCUGCUGCGUGGCCACCUACGUGCUGGGCAUCUGUGACAGGCACAACGACAACAUCAUGCUCAAGACCACGGGCCACAUGUUCCACAUCGAUUUCGGCAGGUUCCUGGGCCACGCCCAGAUGUUCGGCAACAUCAAGAGGGACCGGGCGCCAUUCGUCUUCACCUCGGACAUGGCGUACGUCAUCAACGGCGGGGACAAGCCCUCCAGCCGCUUCCACGACUUCGUGGACCUCUGCUGCCAGGCCUACAACCUGAUCCGCAAGCACACCCACCUCUUCCUCAACCUGCUGGGGCUGAUGCUGUCCUGUGGCAUCCCCGAGCUCUCCGACCUGGAGGACCUCAAGUACGUCUACGACGCGCUGAGGCCGCAGGACUCCGAUGCCGAUGCCACCACCUACUUCACCAGGUUGAUCGAGUCCAGCCUGGGCAGCGUGGCCACCAAGCUCAACUUCUUCAUCCACAACCUGGCGCAGAUGAAGUUCACGGCCUCGGACGCCCGGCCCACGCUGUCCUUCGCCCCCCGCACGCACACCCUCAAAACGUCCGGCCGGAUCCGCGACGUCUUCCUCUGCCGCCACGAGAGGGUCUUCAACCCCAGCAAGGGCUACACCUACGUGGUGAAGGUGCAGAGGGACAACCCGAGCGAGGUGACCUUCGUGCAGCGCACCUUCGAGGAGUUCCAGGAGCUGCACAACAAACUGCGCCUCCUCUUCCCCUCCUCGCUGCUGCCCAGGUACUCCUGA